This is a messenger RNA of Doryrhamphus excisus (bluestripe pipefish), 3013 nucleotides long. RefSeq names its product serine/threonine-protein phosphatase 2A 55 kDa regulatory subunit B delta isoform. Gene Ontology annotation, cellular component: protein phosphatase type 2A complex. NCBI's taxonomy places the organism in Eukaryota, Metazoa, Chordata, Actinopteri, Syngnathiformes, Syngnathidae. Gene Ontology annotation, molecular function: protein phosphatase regulator activity; protein binding. The record is from RefSeq and is a predicted model, not a curated record.
CCGCUCCAUGUACUGUGCGCCAUUUUGGAAAGCGAAAAAAAAAAUCACGGAUAAUUUCUGUGCUCUUGACAGAUCCGAAGCCCGACUGUUCACAUUGAUUGUGGAUCCUUAACCGCUUCUCCGAGUGAGCCGAGCGCGUCGUCUUGGAGGCAUCGGAAGCGGUGUAGAGCAAAAGCUGCUAAAUGAAGCAAUGGCGGGGGUUGCAGGAGGAAAUGAUUUUCAGUGGUGUUUCUCUCAAGUGAAAGGAGCGAUAGAUGAGGAUGUUGCGGAAGCUGACAUAAUCUCCACAGUUGAAUUCAACUAUUCUGGAGAGCUGCUUGCUACAGGAGACAAAGGGGGCAGAGUAGUGAUAUUUCAGCAUGAACAGGAGUCUAAAAAUCGUCCACACCUGCGUGGGGAGUACAACGUUUAUAGCACUUUUCAGAGUCACGAGCCUGAAUUUGACUAUUUGAAAAGUUUAGAAAUUGAGGAAAAAAUCAAUAAAAUUAGAUGGCUACCCCAACAAAAUGCUGCUCACUUUCUACUUUCGACAAACGAUAAAACUAUCAAAUUGUGGAAAAUAAGUGAACGAGAUAAACGAGCGGAAGGUUACAACCUGAAAUAUGAAGACGGACGCCUUUUAGACCCUUUUAGAAUCACCUCUUUACGGGUACCAGUACUGAUGCCAAUGGAUCUCAUGGUAGAAGCCAGCCCGCGGAGGAUCUUUGCAAAUGCGCACACCUAUCACAUUAAUUCCAUUUCUGUAAAUAGUGACCACGAAACGUACCUCUCUGCAGAUGACCUAAGAAUAAAUCUAUGGCACUUGGAAAUCACAGACAGAAGUUUUAAUAUUGUAGACAUCAAGCCCGCCAACAUGGAGGAACUGACCGAAGUGAUCACGGCUGCGGAGUGCCAUCCUCACCAAUGCAAUGUAUUUGUGUACAGCAGUAGCAAAGGCACCAUUCGCCUGUGUGACAUGCGGGCGGCGGCGCUCUGCGACAGGCACUCAAAGUUCUUCGAGGAGCCCGAAGACCCGAGCAGCCGCUCCUUCUUCUCCGAGAUCAUCUCGUCCAUCUCAGACGUGAAGUUCAGUCACAGCGGGCGCUACAUGAUGACACGUGACUACCUCUCUGUCAAAGUAUGGGACCUCAAUAUGGAGAACAGACCGGUGGAGACGUAUCAGGUCCACGAAUACCUUCGCAGCAAGCUGUGCUCUCUGUAUGAAAACGACUGCAUCUUUGACAAGUUCGAGUGCUGCUGGAACGGCAGCGACAGCGCCAUCAUGACGGGCUCCUACAACAACUUCUUCCGAAUGUUCGACCGCAACACCCGGCGGGACAUCACGCUGGAGGCGUCCCGGGAGAGCAGCAAGCCGCGGGCCACCCUCAAGCCGCGCAAAGUGUCGACGGGCGGCAAACGGAAGAAGGACGAGAUCAGCGUGGACAGCCUGGACUUCAACAAGAAGAUCCUGCACACGGCCUGGCACCCCAAAGAUAACGUGAUCGCCGUGGCCGCCACCAACAACUUGUACAUCUUCCAGGACAAGAUCAACUAGAAGACGAGGGCUUUCAGCGUACCCGUGUAGUUCAGCCUACUACUCGUCUUAUCCGUGUAAGAAGAAGCAGCCUCGUCGUCCUCCUGGUGAAGAUUUCUGAAAGCACGCGUCAACUUUUUUUUUGGUUCUUUUUUUUUUUUUGCCGCCGGAGGCCGACCCAUAGGUCUGUUUUUAUUUUCAGUCUCAGCUUAGGUUGUUUUUGCCGUUUGGCAUCAGGGCAAUCAUCGGCCCCUUACCCCCCUCCACCCGCCCCCCCUCGCCCCCUGACCCAGAAAGCCCUAUCUGGGUCUAAUUGACGGAACGGUGCUCCCCGGAGGUGAAAACUCUUGUGUUUGUGUUGACAUUUUUAGCCUUCAUUUCGCCAUCCAAAAAAGGCAAGAAGUAGUCUUGGACGUCCUGUCGCAAGUUGUAACACCAUUUGAAAAGUUUCCGGGCUCCCUCUGAAGAGCUGAUUAACGGCCAAAAAAGCCAAAACUGUAACAUUCCUCCCCCCCUCUCCCCGUGGCCGCCGCCGCCACCGCCGCCGCCCCUCGUUGGCCGUGUAUCCAGGCCAAAACCGCUGGUGGUGCAGGAAGAGGAGGAGGCAGCGAUUCUGGAGAGCGGACUCGUUUUCUUUUCUUCCCUCCUCGUACUUACUUUACCAAACCACCCCCUUACCCCCCCACCUCCCCUUCCAUCAAUACAGUGACCUAAUUUCACUGACUGUAUCUACUCAAGUACACCUUGUCAUCCACAUAAUAAAAGAAACUAAAACGACAGAUGUGUUUUUAACUUUAGAAGUAUGUAUUGAAACAUGCUUUACUGCUUUGCAUGUUUUGAUGUUGUAGAGAGGUGGAACAUGUCCAGUCACACCACUGUCUUUUUUUUUAUUAUUUUUUUUUUGAUCAAAUCUCAAGCAAACAUGUUUAUUCAACUACUAUACGGGGCUACCAGUUCCAUAAGCACUGUUGGACACGACUAAUAACGUGUGUGUGUGUAUGAGCGAGAAAGUGUAUGCGUGUGCAUCAGGACCAUUGGAUCCUUUUUUUUUUUUUUUUUAAUUUGAAGAACACGGACUGGUAAAGCACACAAACGCAAGACGGACAAAGGGAAUCUGCAGCCUUAAUUCCUUCUUCUAUGAGUGACAGCUACAAGUUAGGUUCCCCCCCCUAACCUCAUGUGCAUUAUUUGUAAAUCCUAUUCUGGUGAUGUCCUCAUGUACCGCUGCUACAUGUAGCCGUCUAUCAAUACACAUGGCGGAAUAUUACACACACACACACACACACACUGGAGAUGAUCAUCUAAUGGACCGAUAGGACACACGGAGACAGGCCUCGUCCGUGUGUCCUUACGCGCCACAUUGGGGAAGCACGCGUGAAAGAAAGCAGACAUGAAGGUUAACUACCACACAUUCUAACACGUCAUGCAUUGUCUUAUGUCCAUUGAUUCCUAACAUGGUGGCAAUGUAUUCACUUUAUUAUUUUUGACCAAAGUUCAAUA